This is a messenger RNA of Aspergillus novofumigatus IBT 16806, 1475 nucleotides long. Its product is annotated as retinol dehydrogenase. The record is from RefSeq and is a predicted model, not a curated record. The transcript has 2 exons. NCBI's taxonomy places the organism in Eukaryota, Fungi, Ascomycota, Eurotiomycetes, Eurotiales, Aspergillaceae. Bases 396 to 1355 code for a protein of 319 amino acids.
UCGUCAGCCAGUCCCAUAUUCAACUUUGUUAGCAAGAGGAAUAGCCGGCUAAAAAGAAAAGACGUGCUUUUAAGGCUUAACAUAUCAUCACUAAAAUAGGUAAAAGAUGUCAGCCUGCCCUCUUAUAGUUAACUUUGAAAUGCAAGUCGAGAGAGGUCAUUCUAAGGCUUAGUGCAUCACCACUUUAUUGGAUAGACCGAAAGAGGCAAAACUAGUCAGCCAACUUCAAAGAUCUCUGCUCUGGCAGCAGAAGAACCAGAACGCAAGGACAUACAAAUGAUAUAAAUAUGCAGAUUCUUCCUUUCUUUUCAUCUAUCUAUCAGCACAAGAAUCAAUCAUUGCUUUCACGCCUUCACUGUUCAUUCCACACCAAUCCUAGCCAUCCACGCUAUAAGAUGUCUCGAUACGCUGCAGCUCACGCUAGCCCGCAAGGACCGGGCGACUCUCGACCAACAGCAUUGCAAGUAGUCAAAGAUGAAGGAAUGGAAGGCAAGCUCGAGGGCAAGGUGAUUGUCAUCACCGGAACCUCCUCCGGUAUUGGUAUUGAAACGGCGCGCGCCCUUUCCGCUACUGGAGCAACGCUCUACCUGACAGCUCGAAAUGUCCCCAAAGCCAAGGCUGCCUUGGCCGACAUUGCUGAAACGGGCCGUACGCAAUUCAUCGAAAUGGACCUAGAAUCCUCCGAAAGCGUACGUGCCGCUGCCAAGACGAUCCUCGCAAAGACCGACAAGGUCAAUAUCCUGAUCAACAACGCCGGAAUCAUGGCAGUGCCAACCCUUGAAUUCACCAAGGAUGGCCACGAGCUGCAGUUUGGCACCAAUCACCUCGCUCAUUUCCUGUUUUUCCAGCUGUUGAAACCAGCGCUCCUGGCGGCCACGACCCCUGGUUUCCAUUCUCGGGUUGUCAAUGUGUCCUCUGCCGCCCAUCGUCGAAACGGCAUCAACGCAUCGGACAAUUACAACUUCGAGAAAGGAGGCUACGACCCCUGGGUGGCAUACGCGCAAUCGAAAACCGCCAACAUCUACAUGGCCAAUGAGAUCGAGCGCCGCUACGGAUCUCUCGGGCUCCAUGCAACGAGCGUUCAUCCUGGUGGAAUUUUAACUGGUCUUUCGAAGCACAUUCCCGAAGCGCAGGUUGCGGGAAUGCUAGAGGAUAAGGCUCUCCUCAAGAGCUUGAAGAGCCCGGAGCAAGGUGCUGCGACGACGUAUAUGGCUGAUUGUGCUGAGGCGGAGCGUGGAAAUGAGGAUGGCAGUAUCGUGGGACCGAGCUAUGUCAGUCAUACCUACGAUGUGGAGAGCGAAGGCAGACUUUGGAGGGACUCCUUGAAAAUGGUGGGAUUGGCGGAAGAUCAGUAGUAGAGCAUGUCUUCACCGACAUCGAAGGCAGUAACGCCUCUUCUUAGGAGAGAGUCCGGUCGGUGGUAUAUUCAUAGCCUAUCGAUAUUGUGGAAUAGUUUCCAACAACAUGAUGCGGUC